Hyaloscypha bicolor E is the source of this 1099-nucleotide messenger RNA. Its product is annotated as phytanoyl-CoA dioxygenase. Bases 55 to 987 code for a protein of 310 amino acids. The record is from RefSeq and is a predicted model, not a curated record. The transcript is spliced from 2 exons. NCBI's taxonomy places the organism in Eukaryota, Fungi, Ascomycota, Leotiomycetes, Helotiales, Hyaloscyphaceae.
GUUCUUAACUUCUCCUUUUAAACCGCGCACGUGUUUCCACUCAACAUUCUACAAAUGGCUCCCUCACGCACAUCUCUGGGUGCGCCCACAGUAUCCCAUAGCCUCACGAAAGAGCAAUUAGCAACUUUCGACCGUGAUGGCUACCUCAUCGUCCCUGACGCUCUUGACUCUCAAACGGUUUCUUCCUUGCUCAAGGAGACACAUUCCUUGCUAGACAGUUUCCCUCUGGACGACCACCCAAUGACCAAAUUCUCUACCGGUGAGGGCAGUGAACACGUAGGAGACGACUACUUUCUCGAUAGUGGCGACAAGGUCAGGUUCUUCUUUGAAGAAGAUGCAUUCAAUUCCACCGGCGCUCUCACAAAACCGAAGUCUCUUGCAAUAAACAAGAUAGGUCAUUAUUUACACGCUCUCAGCCCGCCUUUUGCGUCUCUCCUCGUUCCAAGCUCAACGCACUCCCCAUCCGCAAUUGCUCGCGAUCUUGGCUUUCGAGAUCCCCGCUGUCUUCAAAGCAUGGUUAUCUGCAAGCAGCCUGAAAUCGGAGGUGCCGUACCCCCGCACCAAGAUUCAACGUUCUUGUACACAGAUCCCCCUAGCGCAGUGGGCUUCUGGUACGCCUUGGAGGAUGCCACAGUGGAGAAUGGAUGCUUGAGUUUCCUGCCUGGAAGCCAUAAGAAAGCUGAAAUUGAGAAGCGGUUUGUUAGAAAGCGGGAAGGUGGUGGUACUGAAUUUGUGGAUAAUGAAGGAGCGAGAUUUCCGCCCGGCAAGGGGUUUGGGGGUGGAGACGUAGAGGGAGAGUAUAAGUUGGGGGAGGUCAAGGCUGGGACACUGGUGUUGAUUCAUGGGAAUUUGCUUCAUAAGAGUGAGAAGAAUGUCAGUAAGAAGGGACGGAUUAUUUACACUUUCCAUGUUAUUGAAGGGGAAGGGGCGAAGUAUGAUGAGAUGAAUUGGCUGCAGCCGCCGAAGGAGGGGUUUACGAAGUUAUGAGCAGGUCUUUUGAGGACAAGGGGUUGUAUGACGAGUUUUGAUACAAUAGCAACCUCAUGGGCUCUACUCCAAAUCCUCUAUGGCGACCCCACAACCAAUCGAUUGAUCCCAC